CUCUCACUCCCACUGCCGACUUUCGCCUACGCCGCACCUCACUCUCGCCGCCUUUGCACAGCCCUGUGCACAUCAAGACUACGCGUCGCAUCGCAUUGCAUCGCACUGGGCCCGCGCCGCAAUGUCGCUCGCCGCCCAGCUCGCCGAGCUCUCGCGGCCGGCGCCCAAGCCGCUGACGCGCGACGUGCUGGCCUCGGACGACGAGGCAGCCUACUCUGGCGGCUCGGACGAUGACGAUGCCGGCGGCUCAUCCGACGACGGGCGUGCCGAGCCGAACCGCGAUCACUACGAGAAGGUAGCGCGCUCGCAGCGCCGCCGAGCCGCGCUCGACGAGACGGGCACGCUGCGCUCGGCAAAGUACCGCGGCGAGACGGUCAGCGCGCGCAAGGCGCUCGGCGCCGAGGAGAGCGACGAGGCGAGCGACGACGAGGAGGAGGCCAGCGAGGAGUCCGAAGAGGAGCUCGAGGGAGACGAGGACGAGGAAGAGGCAGGCAGCGACGCUGGCCCGGCAAGGGCACCCUCGCCGCCCUCGCGCGUCAAGUCGCUGCGCUUUGCCGAUCCUUCCUCCUCGGAGCAAGCGGCUGAUCCACGCACGCUUGCCGGUGCGGCGGCGUCGGAUGCCGCGCUGCUGGCCAGCCUGCGUGCACAGAGCGCUGAUGACGCCGAGCGUGGUCGUGCGGUCCGCGAGCUGCGCGCGCUGUGGGAGGGUGCGCUGGCGAUGCGCAUUCGGACGCAGGCGUUUGUGCGUGGCGCUGGACGGAUACGACCGACCGCUUUGAACGCUCUCCCCGACUUGGACGACGCCGCACAGUCAUCACACGCCGAGCUUCUGAGCACGCUGAGCGAGCUCGAGGCAGGUCUCUUCGCCACGCGUCACUCGCUCGUCUCUGCAGACGAAGACCCCGACCUCGCUGAGGCAUACGCGGGCGCAUCCAAGAAGCGCAAGCGUGCCUCGUCUGCCGAUGCCGAGGCCGCGCAUCUCGCCAGCGUCGACAGCUUUCUGGCGCUGCACGACGAGACGAGUCGGCGUGCCUGCACUGUGCUGGACGCCUGGAGCGUCGGCGCGCAGGCUGUCGGCGCCAAGGAGCUGCGCGCCGUGAACCGCGGUGCGGGCGAGCAGGUGCGCACGGCCAUGAGCGGCGAUAGCGCAGAACGCCUCAUUCGGCGCUCGCGCAUCUGGCGCGGCGAUGCACGCGUGGGCGAGGAGCAGCGCGAGCAGAACGACGAGGCGGACCCGGAGGUCUUUGACGACUCGGACUUCUACGCCACGCUGCUGCGCGAGCUGAUCGAGAGCAAGGGAGAAGGCUCGAGUGGUGCAGACCCCUCAUUAGGCCUGCCGGUGCGGUCAAAGGCGCCGAAGCGGGCCGUGGACACUCGUGCCUCAAAGGGUCGGCGGUUACGCUACGAGGUGCACGAGAAGGCCGCACACUUCAUGCCGCCCGUGCCGCGCGAGACAUGGACGACGGAGCAGCGGCAGCGCCUCUUUGCGCAGCUCGGCGGGCUGCGCAUCGAGCCGACGGCCGUCGAGGCAAAGAGCGCGGCAGCGCUGCCAGAGGUGGACCUUGGCGGGCUGCGUAUGUUCGGCUGAAUGGCAUCGCUCGUCACCGGGCUUGGAGUGUGUGAUGCCAGUGGACAGAGCGAGCUCGCAGCGUGUGAGAGCUUUGGCUCAGAGUCCGCACACACGACAGAGCCAGAACCACCUCGGCCGUGU
Messenger RNA from Tilletiopsis washingtonensis, 1711 nucleotides. RefSeq names its product TRAUB-domain-containing protein. NCBI's taxonomy places the organism in Eukaryota, Fungi, Basidiomycota, Exobasidiomycetes, Entylomatales. The transcript is spliced from 4 exons. Gene Ontology annotation, cellular component: nucleus; nucleolus. The record is from RefSeq and is a predicted model, not a curated record. The coding region runs from base 122 to 1588 and encodes 488 amino acids. Gene Ontology annotation, biological process: maturation of SSU-rRNA from tricistronic rRNA transcript (SSU-rRNA, 5.8S rRNA, LSU-rRNA).